Messenger RNA from Tuber melanosporum (Perigord truffle), 1534 nucleotides. RefSeq lists its product as uncharacterized. Gene Ontology annotation, biological process: mitochondrial proton-transporting ATP synthase complex assembly. The record is from RefSeq and is a predicted model, not a curated record. The transcript is spliced from 4 exons. Gene Ontology annotation, cellular component: mitochondrion. Lineage: Eukaryota; Fungi; Ascomycota; Pezizomycetes; Pezizales; Tuberaceae. Bases 91 to 1059 code for a protein of 322 amino acids.
GUGCUUCAAAGACCUGAAGCCCUCCUUGCCUGCAGCCGGGACACUGACCCCAAUUGUAAAACAGAGAGUUUACCCAUAUAUUCGUGGACAAUGGCUUCCGUUAUUCGACCUUUUAUAACCCGCCGUGUAAUCGUUCCCCAGUUUAAGAUCGCUCCGAGAAUCCAACGUCGGAAUGCCCAAGUCCUGAACGUCCGAUUUCUGCAAACACCCACAGCACCCCUGGUAUUAGAGAAAUAUCGUGAAAAGCUGGAGGCGAAGCUAAAAAGCGAGGGGUUAGGUUCGCUUGAAGAACUUCGAGAAGUAUAUCGGGAUAGGAUUGAAAAUGUGCGGAAGGAAUCUGCGCCCCCACGCUCCCCUAUCGACCCACUAUUACAAGAUCCUCCCCCACCUCCUCCAUCCCCCCAACCUUCUUCAUCUGUAGAGACCGCUUCUGCAUCCUCGCCAUCUUCUGUUCAAACGGGGGGGGCAAGGUCUACUGAUGCCCCACCCCCAGGCGUGAAGACACUCUCGUCGUUUGUCGAUGUGGACAGGCUCACCGCGCACUCUGAUCCGAAGGAGAUAGAAUUCAUAUGGAGAGCUCGCUUUCUCGAUGAUAAGAAUAGUCUCUGCGCAGUGAUUCCUAAGGAUACAUAUGCCAGUCUUGAAGAGUCUGCUUGUCAAUACCCGAUGUUCAUCCUCCCACUCCCACGGGAUAAUGGUGCCGAAAUGCACUUCCUUCAAUGGACCUUCCCAACCCCACGUACCUCUACAAUUAUCUUCGCCUCUCUCGCCGAGUACAAGUUGAGGGGGGAAUUUGCCGUCCCGCAUACCACGUUCUCUCACCAUCUCGAACUGGCAGAAGACAAGGGUAUUGUGUUAGCACAGGGCGCUGUGACACCUGAUAGAGGGGUUACUGCUAAUGAUGCUCGAUGGCUAGUUAUGGCCCUCCAGAGGUUUUAUGGGGCUCUGGAUAGCGAGGAGAGCGGAGUGAGGAGGAAAAGGCUGUUGGAGAUGUUCUCGAAGGGUGAUGACGGGUUUAAAGUAGAGAGCUUGAUCGAAGAGGUGGAGAAGUGGGGUUGAUUUCGUUCAUGGGUCUCGAUUUAUCGAUAUAGGUCCUGUGAGACGUAAGUUACUGUACAUGUAGAUGACAAAAUACACAGAAGCGAAUCAUGCGAUGUCACUCGAGUUAUCCUGUUUUUCGCACAGACCGGUGCUCGCAACCGAUAGACUAUGGGGCGAUAUGUUGCCCUUCCGUGUGGCUCGCCAUUCUCCGCCCCUGGUGCUCAUGAGUUUGCUCGUGAUCCACUAAACCUGGCUUUUCUCAUACGCAAGCAUGCGUGGCCAGACCCCCCCCCGGGGAUCCCAAACUUUGGGUGCAGAUAUACGCACGGUGUAUCCUGUGGUGGUGAAAAUACACCCGCACUUUGAACAUCUUGCAAUGCGAAGCACCCCACUUUCACCUGCCCUCCAACGACAGUAAGGUCGCAAAGAAAAGUCAAUGGUAUCUUACCUCCCCCCCCCCCUAUCCUUACUAACAAACACAAACCUUCCCCUA